Molecule: messenger RNA, 942 nt
Organism: Phytomonas sp. Hart1
Lineage: Eukaryota; Euglenozoa; Kinetoplastea; Trypanosomatida; Trypanosomatidae
Source: the annotation of a GenBank genome assembly
AUGAUCUACGAAGGCGUUCUGAAGGGUCACCGUGACUGGAUCACCUCCCUCGCGUGCCCGCAGGAGGCGGACUCCACCAUCAAGGUGGUGUCCGCCUCGCGCGACGGGACGGCGAUCUCGUGGGUCGCCAACCCGGACCGGCACAGCAGCGAAAGCGACCACGCCCUCCCGGACCGCCGGCUCGAGGGCCACACGGGCUUCAUCGCCUCGCUGUCCCUGGCGCACACCAACCAGUUCGCCGUCACUGCCUCCUGGGACCACUCGCUGCGGCUGUGGAACCUGCGCUCGGGUCAGUGCGAGCACAAGUUCCUUAAGCACACCAAGGGCGUCCUCGCCGUCGCCUUCUCGCCGGAUGACCGCCAGAUCGUCUCGGGCGGCCGCGACCACGUGGUGCGGGUGUGGAACGUGAUGGGGGAGUGCAUGCACGAGCUGACCCGCGACGGCCACGAGGACUGGGUCAGCAGCCUGUGCUUCUCGCCGUCGCUGGAGCGGCCGGUGGUGGUGUCCGGGAGCUGGGACCACAAGGUCAAGGUGUGGGACCUCGCCGAGGGUCGCUGCCGCCACACCCUCGAGGGCCACACGGGCUUCGUCACGACCGUCACCGUCUCGCCCGACGGCUCGCUCUGCGCCUCGGGUGGGAAGGAGGGGGUCGCACGCCUCUGGGCUAUUAACACCGGUGAGUCCCUCUUCGAGGUUAACGUCGAGGCCGCGAUCAACCAGAUCGCCUUCUCGCCGAACAGAUUCUGGAUGUGUGUGGCAACCGAAAAGAACGUCCGCGUGUACGACCUGGAGGCGAAAAAGGUGAUUAUCGAGCUCACCCCCGAGACCACCUCGAAGCGCAUCCCCGAGUGCACCUGCGUCGCCUGGUCUGCGGACGGCAACACACUUUAUACUGGCUACACCGACAAUCUCAUCCGUGUAUGGUCCAUCAGCGACAUCUAA